AUGACGAAGGAAUUAAUUAAACCUGCGGUGGCACGACAUUUCACAAAAGUUGUCAUUUCCUGGCGUGCACCACCACAAUCGAUAUCACCACAAUCCACGACAUCGUCUUCAACGUCGUCGACGCCUUCAACAACAGUGGGUAACAAACGCCCAAAUAUUAGUUCACCAUCAACUCCAAAUAAAAAACAAAAGCCGGCACAAAUAUCAGCAAAUACUCCUAUUACUACAAAGGAACCUCGAGCUCGUCAAAAAAUUUCGGUAUUUCAAGUAACAAACAAUCCUCGUACCGGUCAAGCUAAUAAGAGAGUCGGUGGAAAUGGUGGCAACAACAGGAGUAACGGUGAUGGUGGUUAUGGACGAAUUGCAAAAAUUGCGCGAAAUAAGAACAAUGAGAAAAACCUAUAUGUACCACCACCAAGAAGAGGUACGUAA
This is a messenger RNA of Funneliformis caledonium, 432 nucleotides long. NCBI's taxonomy places the organism in Eukaryota, Fungi, Glomeromycota, Glomeromycetes, Glomerales, Glomeraceae. The record is from the annotation of a GenBank genome assembly.